AUGGGCAUAUACAUACGCCCCAGCCUGACCCGGGCGGAAUUAGAAGACCGCCUGGAUGAGUUAGAAAGACAGGUCAGGGGAUUGCUGCCCGGCCCAGUAAUAAUAGCGGGCGACUUCAAUGCGGCGUCGACGCUCUGGGGGUCGAGGCGACAAAACGCAAAGGGAGCAGAGGUGGUGGCCUGGGCUAACCGCCUAGGCCUCCACCUUGAAAAUAAAGGUAAUGCCAGCACGUGCGUAAGACCCCAGGGGGAGUCUAUCGUCGACCUGACGUGGACUUCCCCUGGGGCCACGAGGAUGAUCGACUCGUGGAGGGUGGCGGAAGAUUUAGAGAUUCUCUCUGAUCAUCUCCCUAUCAUCUUCGAGCUGACGCUGCCGGACGGAGACGGAGCGAGCGGAGACGUACACCAGCGACCCCCCAGGUGGGCCGUGAGGAAGCUGGAUCCUGACAGGCUUCGGGCUUCCCUGACCGCGGAGACGUGGCUGGAAGAAGAGCCGGGCAGCGCAGAGGAGCAGGCCCUUUGGAUCCGUGCGGCCAUGACGAGGGCCUGCGAUGCGGCCAUGCCGAGGGCCGCCUUUAAGCCCCGAAAGGAGGUUUAUUGGUGGUCGGAGGAGGUGGCCCUGCUAAGGAGGGCGGUGGUCCGGGCGAGGAGACAACUGCAGCGCGCGCGACGGAGGAGGGAUAGCUCCCAAGAGGCAGUCGACUGCCUACUCGAGGAGUACCGGGCGGAGCGUAAGGCGCUCAAGCUUACGAUCAAGCGAGCAAAAGAGUCCGCCUGGGAGGAAUUGAUCGCGACGCUGAACGAGGACCCGUGGGGGCGUCCCUACAAGCUGGUGUUGAACAAACUCAGCAAGGGGGCGCCCCCUACGGUGGAAGCGAUAGACCUGCAAUUCCUGGGGGAGGUAGUCAGGACCCUCUUCCCGGAGAACGCGGACACGGUAGCCCGGACAGGGGAAACCCCGGACGGGAGACACCCAGAGGAGGAGGAAGAGAACAUAUACGUAACGAACCUGGAGCUAAAUAGGGCGGCGAAGAAGCUCAAGGCCGGGAAAGCGCCCGGGCCGGACGGCAUCCCCCGUAGAGGAUGCUAA
Messenger RNA from Vollenhovia emeryi, 1089 nucleotides. RefSeq lists its product as uncharacterized. Gene Ontology annotation, molecular function: catalytic activity. The transcript has a single exon. The coding region runs from base 1 to 1089 and encodes 362 amino acids. The record is from RefSeq and is a predicted model, not a curated record. NCBI's taxonomy places the organism in Eukaryota, Metazoa, Arthropoda, Insecta, Hymenoptera, Formicidae.